CUUAAAUCGCCGAGAAUGAAUGACAUCCCCAGGUCAGUUCGAUACCAGUUCAUUCCCCCGUUCUUUUCAUAUUUUUUACAAUUCAUACAUUCAACAGCCAUCAUGAAGAUUCAAGGCCGAACAUUUGUCAUCUCCGGAGGGUAGGCAGAGCCACAUCAAAACACUCAGUCACAUGUCGCUGACUUAGAUACAGUGCUUCCGGCCUUGGCCAGGCAUGCGUUGAAGAUAUAUGCGCCAAUGGCGGCAAUGUGGCCAUUCUCGACAUGAAUGAGGAGAAUGGACAAGAACUAGUCAAGAAAUUGGGUCCAUCGGCCAAAUUCUUCGAAUGCAAUGUGUUGGAAACAGAGAGUGUUACCAAGGCUGUCCAAGGUGCUGCACAAUGGGCCAAAGAGACGGGGAAGCCUCUUGGAGGUGUGAUUGCAGCAGCUGGCGUAUCAACUCCUGCGACGAUGCUUGAUCGUAAUGGUGCUGCCUUCAGCCUUGAUGACUUUGACUUUGUUAUCAACGUCAACCUCCGCGGCACAAUCGACCUCGUGCGUCAGACUCUCGAGCACCUUGCAAAGGUAGACCCCGAAGGAUCUGACGGCGAGCGAGGUGUUGUCAUCAUGGUAGCUUCAUCAGCAGCCUUUGAUGGUCAAAAGGGUCAAGUCUCUUAUUCCGCCAGUAAAGGCGCCGUGACAGCCAUGACACUGCCCAUGGCACGAGAUCUUGCUCGAUAUGGCAUCCGAGUCGUGACCAUUGCGCCUAGUCUGUUUGACAGCCGAAUGACAAGCGUGAUGCCCGAGAAAGUCAAGAAGAGUCUCGAGGGCGCGAUGGAGUUUCCCAAGAGAGCUGGUCAGCCUAAGGAGUUUGCGCAAUUGGCGCGGCAGGGCAUUGAGAAUGUCAUGUUGAAUGGUGUUGUUAUUAGGUUGGAUGGUGCUAUGAGAAUGCCCAGCAAAAUGUAAGAUAGAUAUUCAUCUUGUAUUAUUGAGAGUCGUUGGAUUUGUCAGAUUUGAAAUACAAUAAUAGAUUGGUAAUUUGAAUGAUCAUGUAAUUCAUUUUGGUUGUUGGACACUGGAAG
Fusarium odoratissimum NRRL 54006 is the source of this 1060-nucleotide messenger RNA. RefSeq lists its product as uncharacterized. Bases 264 to 944 code for a protein of 226 amino acids. NCBI's taxonomy places the organism in Eukaryota, Fungi, Ascomycota, Sordariomycetes, Hypocreales, Nectriaceae. The transcript is spliced from 2 exons. The record is from RefSeq and is a predicted model, not a curated record. Gene Ontology annotation, molecular function: oxidoreductase activity.